This is a messenger RNA of Akanthomyces muscarius, 582 nucleotides long. RefSeq lists its product as uncharacterized. The record is from RefSeq and is a predicted model, not a curated record. NCBI's taxonomy places the organism in Eukaryota, Fungi, Ascomycota, Sordariomycetes, Hypocreales, Cordycipitaceae. The transcript is spliced from 2 exons. Bases 1 to 582 code for a protein of 193 amino acids.
AUGAGACCUUCCUUCUGUGCUCUUGGCCUGUUGACAGCCGUCCAGGCGGCCGCCGUCCCGAGCGACAGCACCAACCUGGCUGCCAGACACGACGACAAGAAGCCCGGCAGCCCCUUUACAUUCACCUCGACCUACAGCGUGCUCGCCAAGCCCGAGAAUGUCGUCGACGCUCAAAACAACUUUACUGGCGGCCUGCAGGGCAGCAGCGGCACGUUCAACUUUGGCAUCAACUCGAACGAGAAUGUGAUUUGCUACAACAUCACCAUCACUGGCUUCCGCGGCGACUAUCAGUCUCCUGCCAAGUCCGCCACCCAUAUUCAUGAGGCGGCCGUGGGUCAAUCUGGCCCACCCCGAAUUGCCUUUCCGAACCCAGAAGGCUCUGGCGAGGGCCCCCGACGAAGCAUCGGCUGUAUUACCGGCCCUUUCACUACGGGUGUCAAUGCAAGCGGCAUAGACACUGGCGAGGGCUUCCACGUUCGCCAGAUUGAAGCGAACCCUUCCAUGUUCUUCUCCGAUGUCCACUCUAGCCUCGCUGUCCCUGGAGCUGUCCGUGGCCAACUGGGCGAGAAGAACUACUGCUAG